Paraphaeosphaeria sporulosa is the source of this 1458-nucleotide messenger RNA. RefSeq lists its product as uncharacterized. The record is from RefSeq and is a predicted model, not a curated record. The coding region runs from base 194 to 1288 and encodes 364 amino acids. The transcript has a single exon. NCBI's taxonomy places the organism in Eukaryota, Fungi, Ascomycota, Dothideomycetes, Pleosporales, Didymosphaeriaceae.
UCACCCUACGCAGCCACGCGUCCUCCCUAUUGCGCAAUUAGAUCUCAUGACCCCACCGUCCGUCAAUGGCAGCCCAGUCGCUCCUCACGAGCAGGAACCUGUAACACUACUCACCAGCAUAUUUCCGAAACUCGCCGCACUGCAGGCCCUUGAUGCUGCCGCGAACUCUCCAGCGGCAUCCCACAUAGCUGUCAUGGACCCGGGGGCGACCUCACCGGCAGCUCAGCGCCUCGCAGAAGAUGUGCUAGCCGGAGCCGCCCAGCGUGAAUGCUGCGCUCUGACCUGGACACGCGACCCUCCGCAGCCGCAGACCAAUCCUUGGGCACAGCAAAUGCCUUCGGAAGGGACCUAUCAACUACAUCAUCCCACCUUGGGCACUUUCCCCAUCCAGAUCGAAGGCGACUGCUCCGUCAUUAACAAGCCAUCCACUCGACCUAUCACCGCGAUAUACGGCCACAACAUGUCGCCUACCCCUCACGCACCGCAAAAGCCCGCCUCCAUCACCAUACUCAACCCAUACAUCCUCUCGCCAUCCUCGCCCCGCGCCAACGGCUUCUCGCCUCUCCAGCCACCGCCGCGGCUCGACAGCUUGGGCCGCGACAUGCGCCCAAUAUCUAUCACACCCAGCGAAAUGAGCGUUACGCAGUUGCCCACUGCCACGGACGCCGCCCCCGAGGACGCUAUGCUCGCGCGUCUCGACUUCACUAAUGACGCGCUCAUGUUGAACCUAGGAGCGCUUACGCGCUUCGGCAACCCGUUCCUCGUGGAUGUUGCAGCCGCGGCGCUGCUGUCCGUCGCGGUGGCCGAGAGUGUCCGCAGCCGAAAGGCAAAGUCACGCGCAGGCUCGACCGAGAACUUCGCACCACCGCCAGUUCCCACCCUAGAUCCUACCAUCGCAGAGGUGUCUGACGCGAAGGCGUUCAAGGCCGCGUUUAAAGACGGGUUCAAUGCUGUCGGCGGGAAGGUCGGCGUCAAGGCCCCGGCGGAGACGCUUCGGAAAUGGAGUACCAAGUCCCGCUCGCCGUCUACGGAGCGCUCGUCUUCCUUUGACAAGGAUAUUGAGUUGGGUGACUGGUAUGGGCAGUCCAAGCUGAGCGCCAAAGUAAGCGCGAAGGAGAAGAAAAACGCUAAGAAGGAGAAGGACGGCGAGGGGCUGCCGUUUGUAGCGCGGACGGUAAUUACUGUGUUAACGUUUGCGUUCAAGGCGGCGGUGUUCGUGCUGCGGGUCGCCAUCAAGGUCGUUGCAGGGGUGGUGGUGAUGAUUACGCGGAACUUCAGUAGGCUAUGAGGUGGGAUGUAAAUAGGUGUUUCCGGUGUUCUUUUUUCUUGGUCGCUCGAUGUCGGGGCUGCGCUUCGUUCACUCUUUUCGUUUCGAUACCAUUAUGUUUUCCUUGGGGUGCUUUGGAUAGGCAGGGUAUAAGAUCAGUGCCGCUGGUGUGGCAUUAAUGGAAAUGACCG